Molecule: messenger RNA, 2519 nt
Organism: Rhipicephalus sanguineus (brown dog tick)
Lineage: Eukaryota; Metazoa; Arthropoda; Arachnida; Ixodida; Ixodidae
Product: sodium- and chloride-dependent GABA transporter 1
Exons: 15
Coding region: 415-2274 (619 amino acids)
Biological process (GO): sodium ion transmembrane transport
Cellular component (GO): membrane
Source: RefSeq, a predicted model, not a curated record
GACCGGCGCGCCGCAAAAGAGCCCGGCACGCUGAGAUCGGCGCAAGCGCGGAAGCAAGGGGGGUCCUUUAACUUCGGCGCGCGCGGAAAACAAAAAAACCCCUGAAGUCGCGCCCCCGCCACUGACGGAGGGAGUCGAACCCGUGCCGAGGGCCAUUCAUUAUAUCUACCCCCUUCCCAUUUACAACGUAGACGGGCCUGUCGCGAGUUUAGUUAUUUUUUUUCUCCAAUUGUUUUCUGACACGUUGUCGUUGUUGGAGGGUUCUCACCCCCGUUACGCCACCCCCCACUCGAGCAACUCCUCCGGCGUUAACGAGCCCCAGCAUCUUCCUCAUCCAAGUCCGGCCAGGAAAAGACAACGCCACACCAUCACGCCGAGAACACUGCACACUAGCUGCGUCCAGAGGCUGGCAACAUGGAAAAGAAGACGUCGGGGCCGAAUGUGUUUACCCUGGCGUUCCUGGGGGGCCGCAAUGGAUGCCGGGAAAAGGCAUCUCCUUUCACAGCGCCUCAGGCAGUUCCUAUCUGCAAAGAGGCCGAAGAUAACGAGGAGUCCUCGUGUACGACGAGUGGUCUCGGAAGCCAACAGGACCUCGCCGGUGUCCCCAGCAGAGGGAAGUGGGCGGGCAAGGCGGACUUCGUAUUCGGCUGCAUCAGUUACGCCGUCGGCCUGGGCAAUGUCUGGCGGUUCCCAUACCUCUGUUACGAGAACGGAGGUGGUGCAUUCCUCAUUCCAUACUUCAUUUGCCUCAUCACAACAGCAAUUCCCAUGUUCUACCUGGAAGUAGCCAUGGGCCAGUACCUGAGCCGAGGUGGCAUAGGAAUCUGGGGCAUAGUUCCCAUGUUUAAAGGUAUCGGGAUCGCAUCACUAACUAUCGUGACGCUAUCCAACAUCUACUACAUGGUGAUCGUGGCAUGGAUCCUCUUCUACCUGAUCUCGUCUUUCACCGAAGUGCUUCCGUGGAAACACUGUGGCAAUCACUGGAACACCGAGAACUGCUGGGAGUACAACGAGACGCAUGCAGCACCCCACAAUAAAUCUGUUACUCCAAUUGUGGAGUUCUGGGAAAAUCACGUGCUGGGCAUCUCAUCAGGGUUACACGAGAUGGGCAACAUGCGUCUUGAGCUGGCCCUUUAUCUGUUCCUGUCAUGGUUCAUUGUGUACAUUGUGAUCUGGAGAGGCCUUCAUCAAAGUGGAAAGAUUGUCUGGGUAACAGCCAUCUUUCCCUACAUUUGUCUCUUCGUGCUGCUUGUAAGAGGUGUCACAUUACAAGGCUCAAUCGAUGGCCUGUUGUUCUACGUCACGCCGGACUGGAGUCAAUUGCUCAAGCCAAAGGUAUGGAUUGCUGCAGGCACUCAGGUGUUCUAUACUUUUGGAAUUGGCGUUGGCUCGGUGGUGACGCUAGGUAGCUACAACAAGUUUCACCAGAAUUUCUUCAGGGACUCGGCAAUAGUUUGUUCCAUCAAUCCCCUGACGAGUCUCCUAGCCGGAACAGUCAUAUUCUCUGUGCUUGGUCACAUGGCUUAUGUAGCCGAAAAAUCAGUGGGUGAUGUAGUCAAAUCAGGACCUGGUUUGGCUUUUCUCGUGUAUCCUGAGGUUGUCACCCGAAUGCCAGCUUCAACAGUCUGGUCGAUACUGUUCUUCGUUAUGCUCCUUUGUUUGGGAAUAAACAGCCAGUUCUGUCCUUCUGAAGCAAUAGUUGCUGGUAUAAUCGACCAAUGGCCACAGCUGAUUACUAGACGAAGGCUCAUUACGUUCCUUAUGGUCGUGUUCCAGUUUCUCCUUGGGCUUCCUAUGGUCACUCAGGGUGGCAUGUACCUUCUACAGCUGAUGGACAACUAUGCUGUCACUGGCAUCACAUUGCUAUUUAUAGUGUUCUUCCAGGCCGUCGCACUGUCUUGGAUAUACGGUACCAGCAACAUCUCCGAUAAUAUCAAAGAAAUGCUUGGACGUCGCCCAAGCGCUCUGUUCCGGUUAAGCUGGUCAUUCUUCAUACCAGUCAUGUGUGUGGCCAUAUUCCUGUUCUCUGUGAUCAAGUACCAACCAAUUGUAUAUGCCAAGACAUAUGCAUACCCGUGGUGGGGAGAGAUGCUGGGAUGGUUUAUGGCACUCGCCUCCAUGGUCAUGAUUCCUGCAUACAUGAUCUACUUCCUCCUCUCAACACCUGGCUCCUUACGAGAGAGGAUCCUGGCAGGUGUUACUCCACAAGUGGUGGGACAUAGUGAGAAAGAGGAGAAGGAGUACACGUUUAGCAACAGAGCCCUUCAGCCAUAGAGACUCAGGACCAAGUUCACCGUCGACGAGAUCAUCGCGCAUCACUUUCAUCUCAUCAACCAUCGCACCCAUGCAUUGUAUCUAUGCAUCACCUUCGUGUACGACAUCGCCUAUUUUUGUGGAUCAAGUGUGUCUUCACACUGCCUGCUCGACUCAACAUCACCAGUAAAUUAUAAUGCAAUGCACAUUCACACGUGAAUGAAAACACUCUUUUUUUUUUACAUAUAAAAGAAUCCAAAAAUCCU